GCUUCGGAGGUGUUCGGGAGCUUCCGGAGGCGGCUUCGGCAAUCUGAGGUGACCUCCGCCACCCUUUUCGAGCGCGCUCGUCGAUCUUCGCUCGCGCUUCGGGAGCAGUCGUUUCUUUCCGGACACUUCCGCUCAGCGCCCGACUCCAAUCGGGGGGAAGCGCAUCCUCCGUCGCCUCCCUCAUCUGACAAUUCUUUCCGGCCUGCUUCGGGUGUUUCCGGUUCACCCGAAGAGCCUUUCGCUCUUUCCUCCACGCCGAGCCCCCCUCCCGGAAAUAAGUUCCGGAAGGGGCUCGGUAACCUCCGGAAUGUUUUACUUCUGCACGGAAACACUCGGCAGUUUCCGCCUCGGCGGAAGGGACUGGGCGGGCGGCCCGUGCGAAGUUCGGGGAUUUCCGCCCCUUCUCGUCCUUUUCCGUCUCUCCUCCGCCCCCUGGGUCGUGUACCUCGCGAAGAUGGAAGAGGCCGUGGGAGGCGCGCGCUGUUGAGCCAGGAGCGGACGCAGCCUGAAACAGAGCCUGGCGACUGAGACCUGGCUCCCAUUCACUUGAAAUCUGGUCACCCCGCCGUCCUGGGAUGGCCGAGCCACUGCCCCUGUCGUACGUGACCGCUCAGGAGAUCCGCUGCCUUUUGCACUGGCUGUCGGGCUGGGCCCCUGCGCAACGGGAGCGCUUCCUUCACGACCUGGUGGACAAGGCCGUGCCCUGCAAGGUGCUGCCCCUGCUGGAAGGGCUAGCGGGACUCAGCAUGGAGCCCGGGAAGCCCCCGUCGAUCUUUGAGUGCCAGAUGCGCCUGUGGGACCAGUGGUUCCGGGGCUGGUCGGAGGCCGAGCGGAACGAAUUCGUGCGGCAGCUGGAGGAGGUGGAGCCGGGCCUGUCCUCCCGCUUUUAUCAAGAGGUGGCCAAAACGGCAGGACAGGAGUAGUGACGAGACUUCUCUCCUCCUCUGGUUUCCCCCCCCAAACGCAGUGAACUCUCUCUUGUUGUGCUGGACUGAUGCGACCCCCCCAAGGAAUUGUCAACCCAUGUAUGACCAGGAGUCAUCGCGAAAGAGAAUAAAAAGGAUAUGCCAGAUA
Molecule: messenger RNA, 1074 nt
Organism: Heteronotia binoei (common prickly gecko)
Lineage: Eukaryota; Metazoa; Chordata; Lepidosauria; Squamata; Gekkonidae
Gene: C15H14orf119
Product: chromosome 15 C14orf119 homolog
Exons: 3
Coding region: 576-923 (115 amino acids)
Source: RefSeq, a predicted model, not a curated record